This is a messenger RNA of Penicillium brevicompactum, 984 nucleotides long. RefSeq names its product thiamine diphosphokinase. Gene Ontology annotation, biological process: thiamine metabolic process; thiamine diphosphate biosynthetic process. The record is from RefSeq and is a predicted model, not a curated record. Lineage: Eukaryota; Fungi; Ascomycota; Eurotiomycetes; Eurotiales; Aspergillaceae. The coding region runs from base 1 to 984 and encodes 327 amino acids. Gene Ontology annotation, molecular function: thiamine binding; thiamine diphosphokinase activity; ATP binding. The transcript has 3 exons.
AUGGAGUGGGAUCCAAGUCGAUUUUUUGGUGCUUCUGGGAGCUCUUCUCCUUAUGCCCUGCUGAUUCUUCAUCAACCUAUCAAUGAGAAAGCAUUUGAUGUCUUAAGGAAACAUGCGUCUUUUAUUAUCUGUGCCGAUGGAGGUGCCAACCGGCUCUAUGAUAUGACGAAGGCCGUUGGCACAGAAUCUAAACACCUACCGGAUGUCGUUAUGGGUGACUUAGACUCUAUCCGCCCCGCGGUUAGAGAGCAUUAUGAGAAACUUGGGGUAAGGGUCAUCAGAGACCCAGAUCAGUACUCGACAGAUUUCACCAAGUGUUUAAAGUUCAUCAACGCGCAUGCCGCGGAGAUCAUUGCUUCACCCCGAGAGGGGGACAACCUAGCAAAGCUAGACAGCGAAAAGGCACCUGAAAGCGAAUCAACCUCAGUGGCUCAGUCGGAGCAAGCACUCCUGGACACUGUUAUCAUGGGUGGCCUCGGCGGUCGUGUGGACCAAGCGUUCUCCCAAGUGCACCACCUCUAUAUGAUGACCGAAACGCAGCGUGCAAUCCGCCGUGACGCAAAUAGCUCCGCAAGUCUCGACAAUAGACCAUCUGCGGGUGGGAAGCUCUACCUCCUAUCCGAGGAGAGCAUCACCUUUAUCAUCCAUGAAGGGAAGAAUACAAUUUAUACACCGGCCACCAAUCGAGCAGAUCUCGCGAGGCUGCCGACACCCAAGCCGGACGAGUCACCGUCGAAGAAAAGCAAAGUGGAUGACCCAGAGGAAGAAUAUCUCUUUGAGGAGAACAUAGGGAUCAUUCCCAUCACGGCCCCUGCCAUACUCACGACACGUGGUUUUGAAUGGGAUGUCGAGAAUUGGCAUAGCGAGAUUGGAGGACAGUUGUCCACCAGCAACCAUAUUCGGGCGGACAAGGUAGAGGUUGAGACAUCGACACCUGUCUUGUUUACUUUGGAGUUGGCCGAGAGGCUGAAGAGACGAUCAUGA